Molecule: messenger RNA, 1457 nt
Organism: Phragmites australis (common reed)
Lineage: Eukaryota; Viridiplantae; Streptophyta; Magnoliopsida; Poales; Poaceae
Product: LOB domain-containing protein 6-like
Exons: 3
Coding region: 346-1227 (293 amino acids)
Source: RefSeq, a predicted model, not a curated record
UCGGAUCCAAUAGCUUCGUACUUCAAUUUCUUCGGUUUCUCUUCUUUCCGUCUGGUUUCUUCUCGCUAGCUUAGUUCUUCAUAUUUUCAUCAAAUUCCUUCUUGGAUCGAGUUAACUUAUUUUGUUCGACUCAUGUUAAUUUGCUGCUUCAUGUAGUGCAUAGUUUUCUACUUGAAAAUUUCCCCCUUUUUUCUAGAGGGAAUGAUGAUUGGAGAGUGAUUAAUUUGUAGGAAUUGUACCGAGCCAUUUCGGCAGUUCUGCUCAGAUUUAGGAAGGAUAAGGAUAGAUUUCGUGAUUGUUUGAUUUCUUUCCCUCGUUUCCUUCUGCUUACUUAAUUUCAUAUGCAUGCCAUCCAGAAGCGAAACCCUCACCGUGACUUACCUGGAUCUUCUUCGAGCAGAGAGAUCCAUGGCCUCCUCAAUGAUGUCGUCGGUGCCGGUCUCCACGGGCUCCGUGAUCACCGUGGCCUCGCCGUCGACGGUCGGCUCGAUCUCCGGUGGCGCGGCAGGUGGCACGGGGUCGCCGUGCGCGGCGUGCAAGUUCCUGCGGCGCAAGUGCCAGCCGGAAUGCGUGUUCGCGCCCUACUUCCCGCCGGACAACCCACAGAAGUUCGUGCACGUCCACCGUGUCUUCGGCGCUAGCAAUGUCACCAAGAUUCUCAACGAGCUCCACCCCUGCCAGCGCGAGGACGCCGUCAACUCGCUCGCCUACGAGGCCGACAUGCGCCUCCGCGACCCUGUCUACGGCUGCGUCGGCAUCAUCUCCGUCCUCCAGCACCGCCUCCGCCAGCUCCAACAGGAACUCACCCGCGCCACCUACGAGCUGUCAAAAUACCAGGCGGCGGCUGAAGCUGCGGCGGCCUCCGCGGCCGUGGGAUCCAACGGUGCGCCGGCGAUGGCGGAUUUCGUCGGCAACCCAGUGCCCAACCGCACGCAGAACUUCAUCAACAUCGACCACUCCACCGCGGCGGCGAUCGGCGCGGUCAGCGGCGGGGCUGGGUUCGUGCAGCACGACCAGUUAGCUACCAUGAAGAUGCUAAGCUACGAGGAGGAGGCUGCGGCGAGGUUCGACAUGAACGGAGGAGGAGGCUACAACUUUGGGUACUCGUCGACCAUGGGUGCCGGGCUUGGGUACGGUGCCGUGUCUGACCUUGGGCCGAUCGCCGGUGGGUCGUUCUUGAAGCCUGGAACAACCGGCGGGAACGAGCGGUCCACCGCCGCGCAGUAGUGUGGAGUGUCUGAUCUGGCAGGUAAAUGACUUCAGAGCCCGUCAAGACCCGAGAAGACUAAAUUAAGUGCAAGAUGGAAAUCCUUGGCAUCCUUACUAAGAAACUAUUUAUUACUACCGUUUAAUUGGUGAUGUCAUUUUUCUCCAUUCGCCAACUUGAAAAAUAUGUAUCCAUGUUCUACCCUGUGUGAUUUGAUGCAUUGCAUUAUGUUGUUUUGUUGUUCCACGAU